AUGGAAGUAUUUGAAAUUCAGAGUGCAUUUGCACAACAUCAUGACAUAAAUCGACUCGAUGCAAAGAUGAAAGCCAAACCGCAUUGUUGGUGGUAUUUCGUGGUAAUUUUAUCAACAAUAGAAAGUCAAAAGAUAAUGAUGAUGAAACACAUCCGUCAGAACAAUUUAAAAAUGUCAAAUGGAUGA
Molecule: messenger RNA, 186 nt
Organism: Clunio marinus
Lineage: Eukaryota; Metazoa; Arthropoda; Insecta; Diptera; Chironomidae
Source: the annotation of a GenBank genome assembly